Molecule: messenger RNA, 1391 nt
Organism: Notolabrus celidotus (New Zealand spotty)
Lineage: Eukaryota; Metazoa; Chordata; Actinopteri; Labriformes; Labridae
Gene: oscp1b
Product: organic solute carrier partner 1b
Exons: 10
Coding region: 132-1274 (380 amino acids)
Biological process (GO): transport
Cellular component (GO): cytoplasm; plasma membrane
Source: RefSeq, a predicted model, not a curated record
UGCUUCGUGGCCUGGCAACCAGAAAAGGUUUUACCAAACACAGACAGACCCUCUUACAGCAGUUAGCAUUCGAGCUAGCUUCCAUUAGUAAACUUCAAUUUCUUGAGAUAUUCAACCAUUCAUUCGCCAUUAUGUCUUCAAGAACCCUCCCUCUGCUAUUCAUCAACCUCGGCGGAGAAAUGCUUUAUAUCCUGGACCAGCGGCUUCGAGCUCAGAAUAUCCCUGCUGACAAAGCUAAGAAAGUUAUGAACGACAUCAUCACCACCAUGUUCAACAAAAAGUUCCUUGAAGAACUUUUCAAGCCACAGGAGCUUUACUCCAAAAAGGCCCUGCGGACUGUGUUUGACAGGCUGGCCCACGCCUCCAUAAUGAGACUCAAUCAAGCCAGCAUGGACAAGCUCUAUGACUUGAUGACCAUGGCUUUCAAAUACCAAGUGCUCCUCUGUCCCCGACCAAAGGACAUCCUCCUCGUUUCCUUCAACCACAUGGACGCAAUCAAAGACUUUGUGAAAGAUACACCCAGCAUCCUCGGCCAGGUUGAUGAGACGUAUCAACAGCUCAUCGAGAUGUAUACACCCUUAUCCAGCGGGGAUUUCCAGCUGAUCAGACAAACUCUCCUUAUCUUCUUUCAAGACAUGCAUAUAAGAGUGUCUAUUUUCCUCAAGGACAAAGUGCAGAACUCCAAUGGUCGCUUCGUGCUUCCCACUAGCGGUCCUGUGCCUUAUGGAACACAAGUCCCUGGCUUGAUAAGGACGUUUAGCUGUACUGGUGAGGAGGUGGGCCGGCUGCAGUUCACAAAUGGAGGAAACUAUAUGGCUGCUCUUCGGGAGGGAUCUUUUGAGAUAUUUGGAGACAGGGUCACCAAACUAGGCACAAACAUGUACAGCGUUAGCCGGUCUGUGGAAACCCACAUGUCAGGAACAUCUAAAAACUCUGCUCAGCACACUAAGGUCAACACUGCUCCCAACCCCCUUGCCAAAGAGGAGCUGAAUCUUUUGGCCAAAUUAAUGGGAGGAUUAGAAGUUCAGAAACCAGGAAAUGCAGACAGUGGCUUCAGGGUCAACCUCUUUGCCACAGAUGAGGAAGAACAGGAGGCUUUAAUAUCAAGACCAGAUGAGCUUUCAUACGGAGUCAUAAACAUCCAAGCCACAAAGGACCAACAGGCUAAUGCAGAGCUGGCUAAAAUCAUGGGAGAGUUCACAGAGUCUGGAGAUCAAUCACCCUGUUCCAGCAGCAAAGGAGACGACCUUCUCGCCAUGAUGGACGGCCUGUGACACGGUCACCAUGACAGAAACGCCCAAGAGGAGGCGAGGGCACAAUGCAUUGUCAACAGUCUGUUCUACUGCAGAACAAACUGCUCUUUGAACCUGCGAAUACACAUCAACCUCAGA